AGAUUUAAGAUGAUUCACAUGAAUUAUCGUGACAACGGAUGAAAACAAUGAAACUGAAGCAUAUUUUUCUGUGCCUCUGCUAUACGUUUCUGACAUCAGAGUUUAUCGAUGCUCAACUUUGUCACGAAAAGUUGGGGGCCGAAUGGAAACGAAAUACAUUUUCCACGCCUGGAUUUCCAAUUCCAUACAUUGGGAAUCUCAACUGUUCAUGGGUAAUCGUAGCUGAAGCCGGCACACAAAUCGAAUUAAAGUUUUUUAUCGUCGAUUUGGAACCCGAGUAUGAUACAUUGAAGAUUUACGAUGGUAAAGACGAAACUGCGCCAUUGUUAUCUGUUUUGCAUGGACGAAUUCACGUUCCUGAAGCUAUUAUAUCAUCAGUUGGAUUUUUAUUUCUUCGAUUUACGUCAGAUGAUAGUGUUUCCAAAAGAGGAUUUCGCGCCCAAUACAGAUUCGCUCUUUCCUCAAAAAUGAAUGUUACUACUGUUAUCCAGUCCUGCUUGGCUGAUACAACCAUCAGCAAAGAAGUUUAUAAUAGCGACACAGUACCAAGAGAGGUUGAAUUCAAAGUUGUGUUUCCUCAUGAUGCAUAUGUGACAGAAUUUGAAAUGACUGUUGGAGGAGUCAAAUAUUUUGGACAAGUUGAAAGAAAAGAAAGUGUGAAACAAAAAUAUGACAAGGUUGAUGUUCAAUGGGUUAGCAUGGGCUACGUGAGCUCAACAAAAGAUUUAGCGAAACGAUUCUUCACUGGAAUUCUACUCAAGCCGAAAGAAACCGUCAAAUUCGAAAUUAUUUAUCAACAACUUCUGCAAAGAAGGCUCGGCAGGUAUACGAACACAGUCGUGCUUACAAGAGAUUUUUUACUGAGCGACUUGAACGUUGAUGUAUACAUUUGUGCAAGAUCGAAACUCUCGUUUUUACAGGUUCCUCCAAUGGAAGACGCAGGAGGUAUGUCCUAUAUGGGACAAGUUCGUUUUCUGGGACGACGGGACAAUUUCCCUUCAGACGUAAAAGUUGAAAAAGAAGAGAAUGUUGCGCAUAUUUCAUAUCGAUCGUCAAGAAAAGGAAGAGUAGAUCCCAUUAAAGUUAAACGAAGUGUUUUUGUCACCCAUUACGAUGUAGAUCGGGAAGACCAUGGAGCUUUGUCAGUCUUCGGAGGAGAAUACUUCGCCACCUUCUUUUCGCCAGUAAGUCCAAAUCUAGUUCGCCGGAUCGUGUUUGUUCUUGAUGUUUCUGGCUCCAUGGCUGGAAAUAAGAUAAAACAAGUAAAAAAAGCAAUGAAAAACAUUCUUUCAAGAUUAACACGAAGAGACUCUUUCAACAUUGUGCAAUUUGAAUCAGUUGUUCGCAAGUGGAGACCAGUUGGACUGGUAGCAGCCACACCUGAAGCAAAGAUUUCGGCGAAUAAAUAUAUCGAUAGUUUCGACCCGGAGGGUAAAACAAAUAUUCACGAAGCUCUAAUCACGGGAAUAAAACUUCUUUCCUCAGGCAAAACGGGCGAUUCUCUCAGAAGAAGUGCUGACGUUAAUCCCUACAGAGACUUUGUGUUUUUUCUUGGAGAUGGAAAACCAACCGUGGGAGUGAGAAAUCCAACUUCGAUCUUGAAAUCUGUUCGAGGCGCAAACAGAAGAGGGUACGGCAUCAAUGCAAUUGGAUUUGGAAAAAAUGUGGACGUUCCCUUUUUACAAAGAAUAACGAGAGAAAAUAGUGGGAAAUGGAGAAUAAUAUACGACGACGAAGAUAGUCACGUCCAGAUUCAAAAUUUUAUAACCGAGCUUGGAGUACCUAUAAUGACAGAUGUUACAUUCAACUAUUCGCCAAAACAAGUGAAUUUCACAACAAGACGGCGAAAUUUAGUUUUAGUAAACGGAGGAGAAGUUGGCGUAUUUGGCCGUUUAUUGCCAAAUUUAACAGAUGAAUACAUGAAUGUUACGGUAACGGGUAAAACAUUCAAACGGGUGUCAAACACAUUUAGUUUCCCGUUGAAUCGAAAUACCACUCAGUGCAACAGUAUAUCAGAAAAACUUGUCGAUGAAUUUGUGGGAAGAGGAUAUGGAAUUGCCAAAUUAGAAGAAACAUUACGAAGACUUCGUGAAAGCACAGAUGAAGAUGAAAACGUAGCAUUGACGGAUGAAGCCACUGACAUUUCACUUGAGUUUAACCUCGUCACGCCCGUGACAUCACUCGUUGUAAAGAAACAAAAUCAGACAAAAGAAAGAGAGAAAACAGAAAAACCUAAAAUAGAAGAAACGAUUAAUAGGGGUUCAAAAGAGCCGAGGUCUGGGGAACCUAUCGAACCUGGGGAAAUAAUCGAUGAACUACCUGGGGUAUCUAAACCAUGGGUAUUUGAAGGUGAUCCUCAUUUUAUCGUCGCAUUGGGAAACAAUAUUACAGUUUGUUUCACUUGGAAUGGCACAGAUGGCCAGAUAUAUAAUUUGCUGAAUGACCCGAUUUCUGGAAUAACAUUGAAUGGAUUGAUAAAGUAUGGACCUCGUUCACCAGAUUCGGAGUCGAAAAGCAAUUGUGAUGUUUUGAAUAUAACAAAAAAAUUAGAAUUUUCUCACUCUAACAAAAAUGAGGAAAAUAAAACGUGUAAUGCGGAUAUUGAAUCGUUUUUUGUUAAACUUGGAUUUGUUUUUCCAAAGGAAAGGAUAAAAAUUGAGGUAACAACAAGAGAAGUUAGAGUGAGAGACGAAAGAAAUCAAAAGAACAUAAUCAAAGAAGUGUUCCCAACUUCUGACGAUAAUAUAAAUAUAGUUCGGGGACGUAUCGGUAUAAAAGCAUAUAACAUAACGAAAGUUCAUUCAUUUGUCAAUAUAACUUUGAAUGGAACAAUUACCUUUAUUAUCAAUCAAAAGCGAGGACGGAAUCUUCCAAAAGAUAAGAAAAGAACUACUCUGAUUGAUCAUCUGGAUCUUGAUAUCGUGGGUCAUCAAAAUUUGUCACCAUAUACCGGAGGUCUAUUCGGAGUAUUCCCUACCGACGUGAAAAGGGAUUUAAAAAAACAAAAGAAGGGGAACUAUCCGGUUGCAAGACUGCGGCGACCAGGAAAGGAAAACUUAUUGCAGUACAGGCAGCAUCGAAUAUCUGUUGACAAGAUUUCUAUAGACGAUCCGUUUAGCAAAGUUCCAAGGGAAUGCUGGUUUACAUAUGAAGAAAACCUGGUUACUGGAAAACCAGAUGACGCCUUCAAACACUUACGUAAUCAACAUGACAGAAAAAACGAGGAACCAUUUUUUUGUCAACAAAACAGGAAAUUUGGACAUAUACUUCCAUUAUAUGAUUUUUAUGUUAUACAUGAUUGA
This is a messenger RNA of Styela clava, 3302 nucleotides long. Lineage: Eukaryota; Metazoa; Chordata; Ascidiacea; Stolidobranchia; Styelidae. The record is from RefSeq and is a predicted model, not a curated record.